UGUUGCUUUCUUGUUGCGACUAUGCUCUCUCUGGGCUGUUUUCUUCAAGCCAUUCUAUGGGUUGAGGCUUCUCUGUUCAGACUUGUCUAACUAGUUUCAUUUCAACUAUUUGUAAUUUGUUUUAAUAUCUUUCAGCCACAGACCUCUAAUACGUCUAGGAUGGCAUGCAGUUGAUUAGAAAGUCAAGCCCAGGGGCUUCAGACCUUCACCAUCGUGUUCUUCCUCCUGCAGAUGAUGUAUCGAACAGCAGGAUUUGGCACCCGAAGCAGAGUUUUGAAACCAUGGAUGACUGCCCUUCUCAUUUCGUUAUUACUGACAGUGGUGGCAGUGACCAUUGGUGUUUUGGCUCAUGUGUUAGUCUCUGGACAGAAAAUGGAGUAUUAUCAUGCCACCUUUAAAAUUUCAGAUCUUCGAGUCAAUAGUAAUUCUGGACAAAACAACACAUACCAACUUAAGGACUUACGGGAGAUGAGUGAGAAAUUGGUGGAUGAGAUAUUUAUAGAUUCAGCCUUGAACAAGCAUUAUAUCAAGAACCAAGUAGUCAGACUGACUCCAGAGGAAGAUGGUGUGAAAGCAGACAUCGUUAUGGUGUUUCAGUUCCCCUCUACUGAGCAAAGGGCCUUAAUAAAGGAGAAAAUCCUUAGCAUCUUAAAUCAGAAGAUAAGGAACACAAGAGCCGUACCCAUAAAUGUGUCUUCAGUUCAAGUUAAUGCAAUGAGCUCAUCAACAGGGAAGCUAACUGUCCAAGCAUGCUGUGGUAAACGAGUUGUUCCAUUAAUAGUCAACAGAAUAAUGUCUGGAGACGUCGCAGCCAAGGCUGCCUGGCCUUGGCAAGCUUCCCUUCAGCGUAAUAACGUACAUCAGUGUGGGGCCACCCUGGUCAGUAAUACGUGGCUCAUCACAGCAGCGCACUGCUUUACGAAUAAUGCAAAUCCACGUCAAUGGACUGUUAGUUUUGGAACGACAAUCAACCCUCCAUUAAUGAAAAGAAAUGUCAGAAGAAUUAUUGUCCACGAAAGAUACCACUUCCCAGCAAGAGAGUACGAUAUUGCUGCCGUGCAGUUCUCUCCCAGGGUCACCUUUACCGAUGACAUCCGCCGGGUUUGUCUGCCAGAAGCCUCUGCAUCCUUCCAACCAAAUUCCACGGUCUAUAUCACAGGAUUUGGAGCACUCUUCUACGGUGGGAAAUCCCAAAAUAAUCUUCGAGAAGCCAAACUGAAAAUCAUAAGUGAUGACGUGUGCAAGCAACCGCAUGUAUAUGGCCGUGAUAUAAAAUUUGGAAUGUUUUGUGCUGGAUAUCUAGAAGGAAAGUAUGAUGCUUGCAGGGGUGAUUCUGGGGGACCUCUAGUCAUAAAGGAUCUUAAAGAUACCUGGUAUCUCAUUGGAAUUGUAAGCUGGGGAGACAACUGUGGUCAAAAGAACAAACCUGGAGUCUACACAAAAGUGGUUUAUUACCGAAACUGGAUCACUUCAAAAACGGGCCUCUAAUUCACUCUAAAAGUUAGAUAUUGAGUGCUGUGAGCAGGCUAUAUAUGUAUGAGAAUUUACAUAUUCAGUGAAUGUAGUACAAUGAAGUGAGAUUAAAUGACAUUAUUUAUUAUAGAAUCACUUCAAUUAAGCAAUGACUCAUAGCCAAUUUAUAAGGAAUUUAAAUCCUUAUAAAUUUGCAAAGUAGUGGAUCAGUUUAGCCUGGAAGGGAGAAUAUAGCAGAAACACUCAGUUCUUUACAUCAUGUAAGCUGGAGUAUAAAAGAGGUGUAAUGCAAAUUUUUUAAAAUAAUCCAUGAUUUUUAGAAUGUCUUUGUCAAAAAGGUCCCCAAAAAGUGAGAAAGUUUUUAAUCUCUUUAAGAGUUCAAGAAAACCUUAUAUAAUUUCUUAUCAUUUCUCCUGAGUCACAAAUACAUUUUUAAAUUUUUUUCUUGUUACUCCAAGUUUUCCAAAGAGAUUUUUCACCAUUCACCAUAAUAUAUUUUCUACUUAUAAACUCUAUGGAAGGAUCUUUGAAAAAAAAAAAAAGGUUACACCUAGGAAA
This is a messenger RNA of Mustela erminea (ermine), 2031 nucleotides long. It is a transcript of the gene TMPRSS11A, whose product is annotated as transmembrane serine protease 11A. Bases 232 to 1488 code for a protein of 418 amino acids. Gene Ontology annotation, cellular component: plasma membrane; extracellular region. Gene Ontology annotation, biological process: proteolysis. Gene Ontology annotation, molecular function: serine-type endopeptidase activity. NCBI's taxonomy places the organism in Eukaryota, Metazoa, Chordata, Mammalia, Carnivora, Mustelidae. The transcript has 10 exons. The record is from RefSeq and is a predicted model, not a curated record.